This is a messenger RNA of Penicillium odoratum, 201 nucleotides long. RefSeq lists its product as uncharacterized. The record is from RefSeq and is a predicted model, not a curated record. The transcript has 2 exons. The coding region runs from base 1 to 201 and encodes 66 amino acids. NCBI's taxonomy places the organism in Eukaryota, Fungi, Ascomycota, Eurotiomycetes, Eurotiales, Aspergillaceae.
AUGAACCGAUCGGUAUCCGAAAAUGUGAACGCGAGGCUGGUUAGAUCGACUUCGUCACACGCUGGUCGCAACUUCAAGCAAUACAAGUGGUACUAUUCUACGGCGUCAGCAAAUGGGGAUAUGGAUUUGGCUCCACAUGAUCUACACCGCUUCCUGCGUGGCUAUUUUGAUCUCAAGAGUGGAUCGCGGUCGGGCAACUAG